AUGUUUCGAAGUGCUCGGUUCCUGCAAAACUUGAAGCCUCAUUUGCGUCAGAUCCACACGGCCUCAUCACAUCAAGGACUUCGCAGAAACACUGGUGUUGUUUUAGCCAUCGCCUCGACAGCAGUAGCCGGUUCAGCUUUGUGGCUUUCUGCGGGCGUAAUUCAUAAUGAUUCUGCAGUCCAAAGUUUAAAUGCGGACAAACCCAAAAUAAUUGCCGUUACAGUAGAAAAGCCCGAGGACCCAGACACUCUUUAUUCUUUGGUAUGGGGAUCUAAUGCGAAUAAGACACUUUCACCUGCCCUAGCUAGGGAUGCUGCACUUCGUACACCUGUGAUUGCACAUUGGUUAGAUGGCAUUGCACUCAGAGACUUACAGCUUCAUCAAACACACGCAGCAUGCGUUGAUGCUCGUGGUGAUGUUUAUCAGUGGGGUAGUGGCUUCUACGGUGAAGCUUUCUCUGGAGCACACCUUCCUAAGCUUACCCUUAGAGGCAAAAAUAUUGUGCAAUUGCAGCUCACCGAUGACAAAAUAUAUGCACUGUCUGCCUCUGGAAAGGUGUAUUCUCUCUCCAGCCAAUUCAUGAACCAGGAAUUACUUCCAGGGUCACCUACUCCCUCCAGUGACUCGUGGUGGGGGACUGGUUGGUUGUGGGGCGAAGAUGAGACGACAGAUUAUGUCCAGAUUACACCAACAGAGAAACUCAGCUGGCGAGAAUCAUUUGUAUCCAUUAAAGCUGGCCAGAAUCAUCUUCUUGGGCUGACUUCCAACGGACGCGUUUUUGCCCAUCCGGUCAAUAAACAGGCGAAUCAUUACGGACAGCUGGGCUUCAGUAAAUUCUCCAUUCCUGAUCCGGCUUCAGCAAUCACCAAGCAAGAAGCCCAUCUACAUGUAGAACUUGUCCCUAAAUCCCUUGCAGACCCUUUCGCCAACAGUUCUCGGGGCAUCAGAAUCAAAUCAACCACUUAUACAUCUGAAAAUUUGGCCAACGUUGACGACACAGGAAUCAGAUUCUGUCCAUACUUCUUCGAGAUACCUGUCCUUCGCGGAGUUCAGGGAGCCGAGAUUGCAGCUGGUGGGAGAACUAGUUUUCUUCGAACACAAGACGGACGGGUACUGGGUUGGGGUGCGAAUGAAUAUGGUCAAAUUGGUCUUGGGGCAAAUGUAGCUCUCGAUACCAUUACAGUUCCUACAGAAGUCGUUCUUUGGCGCUUCGUUCCUACCAACAUUCAGAGCAAGUGCCUUGACGUAUCCGCUGGAGGCGAUUUAACGUCGUUCAUCGUUGAACGCGAGGGCACUGCCCACACUCCAACCACAGUUGAUGUGCUCAUGUCUGGAAAUGGACAACACGGGGGACUAGGAAACAAUUUGUACACAAGCUCACAAGGAAAUCCAUCACGAGUAAAGGGUGUUAGUGGUUUACUACAAUACAGCGACCGCCUGGAUCGCCUUGAGCCAAUCAAACCCGAGGAGAUAUCAAUUUCUCCCUCUGGACACGUUCUUCUAGCACUUAACACUUCUGCUGAAUCAGGAGUCGGUGGGCGCGAUCUUAUGGUUUGGGGUAGAAACUACGACUCUGAGCUAGGCAACGGGAAAAAAGCGAGUUUGGUUAUCCCAACGGCGUUGGAAAACAGUGAGGGUGAACGCUUCAUGCUCAUGAGUCGAACGGCGAAGGAGGUAAAAGACCUGCACGGAAAAGUUUGGAAAAAGGGCGUCAAGGUUGAACAACGUGCUGUGGCUGGAUAUUCAAACAGCGUUAUUUACUGGAAGAUUGUAGAGUAA
Messenger RNA from Psilocybe cubensis, 1779 nucleotides. RefSeq lists its product as uncharacterized. The transcript is spliced from 7 exons. Gene Ontology annotation, cellular component: mitochondrial inner membrane. Gene Ontology annotation, biological process: mitochondrial respiratory chain complex III assembly. The record is from RefSeq and is a predicted model, not a curated record. NCBI's taxonomy places the organism in Eukaryota, Fungi, Basidiomycota, Agaricomycetes, Agaricales, Agrocybaceae. The coding region runs from base 1 to 1779 and encodes 592 amino acids.